Messenger RNA from Postia placenta MAD-698-R-SB12, 1890 nucleotides. RefSeq lists its product as hypothetical. Gene Ontology annotation, cellular component: CCR4-NOT core complex; P-body. The record is from RefSeq and is a predicted model, not a curated record. Gene Ontology annotation, biological process: regulation of DNA-templated transcription; nuclear-transcribed mRNA poly(A) tail shortening. The transcript is spliced from 5 exons. The coding region runs from base 1 to 1713 and encodes 570 amino acids. Lineage: Eukaryota; Fungi; Basidiomycota; Agaricomycetes; Polyporales; Adustoporiaceae.
AUGUUCACUUCGCGUCCAGGCCAGCCUCAAAGACCACCAAGCUUAGGGCCGAACCCUGCACUCGGAGGACCCUUUCGCGGUCCAUAUCCCGGCUAUGGGAUACCACCACGAAAUGUAAUGCCUGGCUAUCCUGCUCUCCCAAAUCAUCGUACGACGCAGAACAUGGUCUCGCAGCCAUCGCCCAAUUUCCUUCAACAACGAACGCAAAGCAAUUUCCCAUUUGCCACCGGGGGGCUACAACAGCACGUGGGCGCCCCACCAUCGGUGUCGUCCGCAAGCGAAGUCGGGCUCGAUCCGAACGACUUCCCAGCACUAGGUUCAACACCAGCGGCUAAUUCAAACCCUGCUUCGAGUAACAAUACCACCAGCUACGCAAGCCAAGCAGGUACUGGGGUGCAAAUGGGAGCGGGUACAAAUGGGGGACAAGCGGCGAGUGGGGUGGGAGGUAAUCAGCCUCGGGAUUUUACUCCUGAUGACUUCCCAGCAUUGGGUGGCCAAACAUCUCAUCAGCAGCAACCAUCGCAGUCAAAUGCAGACAGUCAUCCACCAGGACUAAACGGCUUCCAGCAACACGGGGAUCAACAGCACCGGCAGAGUCUCCUUGGUUCGUUAACGGGAGGACAAACACCAUCACAACAACAACCUGGUCUGCUAAAUCUUGGUCAGGCGCGCAACGUACACCCUGGUUUCCAGGUUGAUGCAGAGAAACAGAGAGUACGUAUCCUGCUCACCUACGCGUUAAAGCUGAACCAAAGCAACCAUACUGCUGCGCCAGCAUGGGGCUCGCCAAACGCGAAUCCUAGUGCACAGCAAACAAACGCGUUCUCUUCGGCAAUACCUAACGGCACACAUCAAAAUCACUCGUCUCAGCAACCACCACAUCUAACCGCUCCGCCAGGCGUACCAACUCCGGCGUCGUUCUCGCAGCAAACCCAGCCACUUGGUGGAGCAGCACUCGCUGGUGCGCAACAGACACCAUACGUCGGUAAUGGGACAACGGGUGGCGACACGGCACACCAUCCAUCUCAGGGGCCCGCCCACGCCAACGCGGUACCACAAACACCAGCACAGCAGGUGCUGAUGUCCCCGGCGGAUAGAUGGGGGCUGCUAUCGUUGGUGGCGAUGAUUAAGAGCGCAGACCCAGACCAGAAUCUUUUGUCUCUGGGGACGGACCUGGGUACAAUGGGCUUGGAUAUGCAAACACAAGGGAGCCUGUACUCGACUUUCAUUACCCCUUGGGCUGACUCGUCCGCUGCACAUACGGUUGAGCCAGACUUCCAUCUACCCGCGUGCUACAAUGUCCAGCCACCUCCGCCAGGGCCUGGCAAGGUUGCAAAUUUCAGCGACGAGACGCUCUUCUUCAUGUUCUACUCGUCUCCCCGUGAUUCACUCCAAGACAUUGCCGCUCAAGAACUGUGGAACCGCAAUUGGAGAUACCACAAAGAGUUGCGAGUAUGGCUCACGAAGGAGACUGGAACAGUGGCAUCGCAGAAGGUCCCUGGGGGCGAGCACGGGACCUACUCGUACUGGGAUCCCGACAACUGGGAGAAGGCGCGGAAAGAGAUAACCGUUCUCUACGUUGAUCUCGAGGAGAAGACUCCCGUAUUCUUCCAGGGCCAGGCCAUUCAGCAGCAGUUGAACGCCAACCAUGCGCAGGCGCAGCAGGCAGCUCCUCCCGCGCAGAGAGCAGGUAUGGGCAUGGCUGCUAUGUAAAGAACACGUUCCACGGUGCAUAUUAUAUGUACUGCUCAAAUGCUGUGGACAGGACGCAUGUCACUUGUAUCCCCUGUCUAUCUCUCCCCUUUCUCCACCACCUUGUUCGUUUUAUCGCACCUUAGUGUUACGCCAGCGUUUCUUUCCGUUGUUGACCUAUCAUACGCUUGUAUCUCU